Messenger RNA from Pneumocystis jirovecii RU7, 1800 nucleotides. RefSeq lists its product as uncharacterized. The record is from RefSeq and is a predicted model, not a curated record. Bases 1 to 1800 code for a protein of 599 amino acids. The transcript is spliced from 7 exons. Gene Ontology annotation, biological process: regulation of DNA-templated transcription; telomere maintenance via telomere lengthening. NCBI's taxonomy places the organism in Eukaryota, Fungi, Ascomycota, Pneumocystomycetes, Pneumocystales, Pneumocystaceae. Gene Ontology annotation, molecular function: telomeric repeat DNA binding. Gene Ontology annotation, cellular component: shelterin complex.
AUGAAAAGUAACAUGGGAUUUUCAAAAAAAGAUGAUAAGAUUUUGAUAAAUUAUGUACAUCGUCCAGGAAUUAAAAGAUAUGAUAUGGAAAUAUAUAAUAAAAUAUCAAGAGAGUAUGGAAAGCAUUCACCAUAUGCUUGGCAUGAUUAUUACCGAUUUGUUCUUGAACCGAAACUUGGUCCCAUUUCAUUGAUCAAAGAAAGCAUUAGGGUUGAUUUAGAUAGUAUUAAUAAUAAUUUAAUGAUCGAAAAAGAUUUUAAUAAUGAUUCUAUAUCUUCUGAGUAUUUUGAAAAUGGAUUCACGUCUGAAGAAGAUUACUCUUUAAUAAAUUUUAUACAAAAGUCUAAUUUACCUCAUAAAGGUAGAUUAGUUUUUGAAAAAUUUCAUAAUUUAUAUCCAUAUCGAAGUUGUAUUUCAUGGAGAAACCGCUAUGUGAAUAUUUUGUUGCCAUUACUUAACGCUAAUUGUGGCUCUAAUUAUAAUUCAGAAGUUACAUCUCCCGGUAAUAUAUCCGAUAAAUCUAAGAAAUAUUUAUAUGAUGCUAAUAAAAAUCUUUCAGAUUCUAUGAACUUGAAGGCUCCUUUAAAUUCUGAUAUAUUAUUUUAUAGUAAAUCCGAUCAUUGUGAUAUUAUGCAUGGAUCUUUUACUAAUUCAACAGAAGAAUCUUUGCCUUAUAAAAUGUUUCAAACAUAUUUUCACAAACCCUUAGAAGUAACACUCAAUUGUGUCAAAUCUACCUCAAAGUAUGAUUAUAAUUUCAAUAAAGAUAAAGAUUUAGAAAGAACGUAUUCAUCUACUACAAAUCAUAUUCAUGAUCCAAAAAAUACUUCAAUAAUUGAACAAUUUGAUUCUUCAGAUAAUUCUUUAAUUUUACCUAAAAUUUCAAUUAAUAAAGAAAUUGAUUUAAAAAUUUCUUUACCUUUAAAAAGAAAAAAGUCAUCAGAAGAAUUUUUAUAUAACAAUUUGAAGGACGAUAAAUUAGUACCAGAUGAAGAUGAUAUAAUGAUGUUACGCCAACUUACUAUGCAGAUGAAUCCAGAAGGUUAUUUAUUAGAAGAACAAAAGAAAAUGGAUCAAAUUUCUUCUAUUUUUGACGAUAAAAAUAUAAAAAAUAUUUCUGAACAAGGAUGUUCAACUCCUACAAAUACUGAUGAAAUAAGUUAUUUAUCUACUAUUGUAGUAGAGUCUAUAUCUCCUCAAAGUCAAAUUAAUUAUAAUUUACAAACACCUAAGUCACUUUCAUCCUCAACAUCUACUUUAUAUUUAGAUAAAGAAAUUUUAAGAGCAUCGACGUCUCCUAAUCUAUCAGACGAUAAUAUAUCUAUUCAAAAUUAUCAAGAGAUAUCUAAAAGUUCAGAAUUUAAUAUUAAUCACAAUUUUUUAUCUAAUUCAAUGGUUUUAAAUAAUGAUAUUCAAAAUAUCAAUUCAUAUGACAAUUUAAAAAGUAAUGAUUUAAUGUUAGGGGAAUCAGACACUUUAUUAGAAAAAACUGCUCAUUGGUAUCUUAGAAAUAUGAAGAAAUACGGUAUAACUCAAAAUGAUGUUACUUUUGCAUUAUACAAAACAUCGGGUGUUAAAAAACUGGCUGUCAUUGUUAUGGAAGCUAUAAGUAGAAAUUUGCCUUUGCCUAAUAUUGAAGGAAUUUGGACAGAAGAAGAUGAUUUAGUUGUAUAUAGUGGUACUUCAAAACAACUUAAACAGAUUAAUCAAAAACAUGGCGGUAAACUUCACAAUAGAAUUAAAUUCCUUCAAGAUUAUUUAGAAGCAAAUUAUGCUGAUGUGGAUAUACCUAUUAAGUAA